Messenger RNA from Dipodomys ordii (Ord's kangaroo rat), 408 nucleotides. RefSeq names its product GTPase-activating protein and VPS9 domain-containing protein 1-like. NCBI's taxonomy places the organism in Eukaryota, Metazoa, Chordata, Mammalia, Rodentia, Heteromyidae. The annotation marks the transcript as partial. The transcript has 3 exons. The record is from RefSeq and is a predicted model, not a curated record.
GUCGUCUUUUGCAACAACUAGCAAUGACUGGCUCUGAAGAAGGUGAUCCCCGGACAAAAAGCAGCCUUGGAAAAUUUGACAAAAGUUGUGUGGCUGCUUUUCUUGAUGUUGUGAUUGGGGGCCGCGCAGUCGAGACUCCUCCUAUGUCAUCAGUUAAUCUUCUGGAAGGCUUGAGCAGAACCGUGGUUUAUAUAACCUACAGUCAGCUAAUUACUCUGGUGAAUUUUAUGAAGAGUGUGAUGUCUGGAGAUCAACUGAGAGAAGAUAAAAUGGCUCUUGACAAUUUGUUGGCAAACUUACCACAGGCAAAGCCGGGAAAGAGCAGCAGUUUAGAAAUGACUCCCUACAGUACUCCUCAGAUGUCUCCAGCAACCACUCCAGCAAACAAAAAGAACAGAUUGCCUAUAG